Kazachstania africana CBS 2517 is the source of this 1851-nucleotide messenger RNA. RefSeq names its product Vps52p (gene VPS52). Gene Ontology annotation, biological process: endocytic recycling; Golgi to vacuole transport; retrograde transport, endosome to Golgi. The record is from RefSeq and is a predicted model, not a curated record. The transcript has a single exon. Gene Ontology annotation, molecular function: syntaxin binding. Bases 1 to 1851 code for a protein of 616 amino acids. NCBI's taxonomy places the organism in Eukaryota, Fungi, Ascomycota, Saccharomycetes, Saccharomycetales, Saccharomycetaceae. Gene Ontology annotation, cellular component: GARP complex.
AUGGAAACCUUAAACAAUAUUUUGGGUACCACAGUGCCUUUAGGUAAGGACAACAAAAACACCCAGAAUACAAGUGAGCAACCAUAUACUGUUGAAAGUGAUUGCUUCUCAGAUUUUAUAUCUGAUCAUAACAAUUGGGUAAAGGCAAACCCGAACUUAAGUAACGUUACGCAUCUAAAAGAAGAACUAGGAAAAUUUGAAAAUAGACAUAAGGACAUUCAAGCAACGCUUGUAAAUGUGAUUCCACCGUUAAAAGACUCUUUACAAACUUUUUCAGAACAGUUAUCCGCAUUUACUAACGAAUUAGGGUUCAUUAGGAAUAAAUCCUCCGAACUCAAGGCAUUGCUUGACGAUAACUCGCAGAAAUUAGCAGACAUUAGUCCUAUGGUUAACGACUUGAUAAUACCUCCCAAAAUUGUAGAUGAAAUCGUCCACGGAAAAAUUAACUCAAAUUGGCAAGACAACAUAACGUUCAUCAAGGACAAACAAGAGAUUUAUAGCAGAUAUAAAAAUCAGCAAAAUGUGCAAAAUAGUAAGUUGUUGAUGUUACCAAAAGACUUUCAACUUCUAAGUAAUAUCCUGGACGUUUUGAAAUCUAUAAUACUGGAAAGAUCAAAAAAGUUCAUUGUCUCUAGGAUCAAAUUAUUAAGGAGUAGCCCCCCUAUCUCUUCACAAAGGAUACAAAAACAAUUGUUACAAGUUAAUGAGAUUUUCAAAUUUAUUAUAGAAAACAAUUAUUCUCUAGCCCUAGAAAUAAGACAAGCUUAUGCUUACACAAUGAGAUGGUACUAUAAGGAAUAUUUCGGUCGUUAUAUUCGAUCUUUGACAAUUUUACAAUUCAAACAAAUAGACAAUCAAUACUCUUUGGGGAAUGUCUUGAUAAAUAGUACCAACAAGAACAAUUCUUCAUCAUUAUUUACAAGCUACUUAUCGACUGGGUACAUAUCUACAGUAGAUAAUGAAGCUAUAAAAGAAUACUUCCAAAUUAAGAAAAGAUUAUCAAUUCUGACACAGGAAGACAACACUGUUAUGGUCUCACAAAUCGCUGAAAAUAAUAAUAGCAGAGAUAAUUUUAUCGAAACAGGAUUCAAGAAUUUAAACCUGGCUAUUCUAGACAAUUGUACAGCUGAAUACAAUUUCACUAGGAAAUUUUUCCAAAUAUCUAAUAAUACGGAAGAAAUCAAUGGACUAUUAGAGCAAAUUUUUGAGCCCACUUUCAAGAACGCUUUGAAUUAUACGCAACAAAUUUUGAUAAACCAAUAUGUGUACGAUAUAUUUGGUGUGCUCAUAUCUAUUAGAAUUGCCAACCAGUUAGAAAUUGAGUCAGGAAGGAGAUCAAUACCCGUUGUGGAAAGCUAUCUAAAUGACCAAUUAAUCCUACUAUGGCCAAAAUUUCAACAAUUAGUAAGUUGGCAGUCUGAUUCCUUGAGUAAAGUAUCUAAUUCACAGUUAUUGAAAAUUACUGAGGACGAGAUGGUUAGACCACACGAAUUAACUAUUUUUUUCGCAACUUUUUUGGAAAGCUUAUUAACCCUAACAACCCAUGUUUCAACAGAACAAGUUGACAAAGAGGUAAUUCAAGAUGAAAAAUCUGAGCCUUUGUAUAACUCAAUCAUACGAUUGAGAAAUGAUUUUGAGACCAUAAUGACCAGAUCUAGUAAACAGGCAGUCUCACCGGAAAAAUUCCUAUCAGUAAAUUACUUAUACGUCUUAAACUCCCUACAACAACAAACAUUGUCAUUGGACAGGAACGACUUAGAUAGUAACAAAAAUUUUGAACAAUCCAUUAUAAAAGAAACACAAGACCAUUUUAUGACAUUGGUUGAAGCGUUCAACCAGUCUCCCAAUUGA